This is a messenger RNA of Helobdella robusta, 1392 nucleotides long. RefSeq lists its product as hypothetical. Gene Ontology annotation, biological process: ribosomal large subunit biogenesis; negative regulation of transcription by RNA polymerase II. Gene Ontology annotation, molecular function: transcription corepressor activity; histone binding. Bases 1 to 1392 code for a protein of 463 amino acids. The transcript is spliced from 10 exons. The record is from RefSeq and is a predicted model, not a curated record. Lineage: Eukaryota; Metazoa; Annelida; Clitellata; Rhynchobdellida; Glossiphoniidae. Gene Ontology annotation, cellular component: nucleolus; Noc2p-Noc3p complex; nucleoplasm.
AUGUUGCAGUUGAUGAAGCAUGUGCUUGAACUCGUGCCAUUCUACCUCUGCUAUCACAAACUUGUGAAAAUAUUCAUCAAGCAACUAAUUGAACUUUGGGGCACGUCAGAAGAUUCAAUAAGGAUUAUCUCAUUCAGGUGUCUUCUCAAACUCAUGAACAACCUCAACGAAAAACAGAUCAAAUUCACUUUUAAUAACCUCUACUUGUCAUGCAUGCGAAAUUGUCGUUUCACGAACGCAACGAGUCUGCCGUCAAUAAACUUCAUGAAGCAGUCUCUCGUUGAGUUGUACUGCCUGAAACCUGAUGUGGCCUACAACUGCUGCUUCACAUUUUUGCAGCAGAUGGCCAGGCAUUUACACAGUGCCUUACAGUCAAAAAAAAAAGAAUCAUUGCAAUCGGUGAACAACUGGCAGUUUUGUCACUCUAUGUCCAUCUGGGGACAACUUGUUGGCCAGAAAAAUGACAACAAAUUUAUCAAAUCGCUACAACAUCCACUAGUUGAAAUAAUACUCGGCUGUGUUCGAUUGAAUCACUCACCGGCAUACAUGCCUCUGCGAUUGUUCUGUGCACGUGUGCUAGCUCGCCUCUCUGAGCAAACGAGUGUCUACAUACCUGUCCUGCCAAUCAUUCUAGAGGUAAUCUCUCAACUUUUGCAACUGUUCAAAAGUACCCCGAAGCAGACAUCUAUGAAGUCGUGUACGUUCGCUUGCUGUUUGAGAAUGAACAAAAACGAACUCAAGGAAAAGGCUUUUCUGGAUGCUGCCAUGGAUGAAAUAUUUGAAUUGCUGUUAUAUUACUGUUCAUUGUAUUCGCACACUGUCGGCUUCCCCGAGCUUGUCCUGCCUCUUACCAUUCAGUUGAAGAAGUUCAUUAAGAGUAGUCGAGCGGAGAAUUAUGUGAAAAAGUUGAAGCAGGUACACGAAAAGAUACUAUCAACGAGUGAAAACAUCAAAAAGAAGAGGAGGCAGGCUUCUAUAGAUAUCAGAAAUCAAGACUCUUUAAGCUCGUUUGAGGAAACAUUGAGAGGAGAAACCAACGACAUCAAAAAGUUUUAUGACAGCUGGAUGAAAUUGAGGAUAAAACAGCUGGAAAUGCUGGCAUCUAAAAAGGAACAGAUAUGCAAGGAUAAACUGCCUGAAAUUAAGAAACCCUCUAUUCGGGAGAAAUCUGAAGAGGAGAAAGAAAAAGACAAGAAGAAAAUCAAGUCACUCUUUAAAAUCAACGGUCAAGAUGACGGUGAUGAUGAAGAUGACGACGAAGAGGAAGAUGACGACGUUGAAAGGUUAACUUGCUUUUGUUUGUUUGCUAACCCGUUGCUAACUGUUUGGGCAGAUGUUUCUGAUUUUAUUGCAAGUGCGUGGGAUGUGCUAAUUGAUUUUAUAUUGGCAUAA